Molecule: messenger RNA, 876 nt
Organism: Aspergillus homomorphus CBS 101889
Lineage: Eukaryota; Fungi; Ascomycota; Eurotiomycetes; Eurotiales; Aspergillaceae
Exons: 1
Coding region: 1-876 (291 amino acids)
Biological process (GO): regulation of transcription by RNA polymerase II
Molecular function (GO): DNA-binding transcription activator activity, RNA polymerase II-specific
Source: RefSeq, a predicted model, not a curated record
AUGCUCCAUAUCGAACUGUUCCAUAACUUGUACACGCAAAUACGCACCACUUUGGACCCAAAUAGGUCUAUAGCCUGGCUAGCGGAUGAGGUAGACUACCUGAUUACAACACCAUAUCUUGUGAACGAGUUGCUCGCAUUCAGUGCACUGCACUUGAGUACAACACGGCCGAAGCGACGGGAAUACUACCGCUACCACGCAGCCCAACUGCAAACCCAGGCAUUAUCUAUCUUCAAAGAAUCCUCUCCUCAGGUGGCACAAGAAACCUGUGUCCCUCUCUUUGUCUUUGCCGUCAGCUUGGGCAUACACACCCUCUGUGACACGCUCAUCUACCGUGAAGGUGACUUUGCUCACUUCCUCGACCGCUUCGUCCACUUCUUCCGCCUUUACUAUGGCGUCCGCACCAUAGUCCACGAGUCCUGGCACAUGAUCAAGGACACGCCUCUCGCGCCAUCCUUCAGCAUGGGCACGGACCUAUACAAAUUCGACGGUCGGCUCGGGCCCGGAAGCCAGUCCCUGCUUAACCUGGUCGACCGCGCCAAGCUCGGUACCGAACUCACAGAGAUCUACAGGCAGGCGAUUGAGUCGCUGCAGUCAUGCCUAAAUGUGAUAGACGGCCGAAAGGGGUCGCAUGUCGGGAUCAAUGCUGUGACGACGUGGCCGAUCUUACUCAAGACAGAGUUCGGGGAGCUGAUCGAGCAGAGACGGCCGGAGGCUCUGGUCAUCCUUGCACAUUAUGCGUGCAUGUUGCAUCAGUGUAAGGAUUGCUGGCUUUUUGGGGAUUCGGGGGCGUUUGUUAUUCAAGAGGUUACGGGAUAUUUGGGACCGGACUGGGAAGAGUGGAUGGCGUGGCCGAAUCAAAUUCUGGGAUCGUAA